UAUCGUGCUCGACCAGCCGCGCCGGCGACUGAUGGUGCCAAAACACCAUUGCAGCCCAAGUCAAUAAACGCAUUGGAUCGACUUUCAAAACCAUUCAAAUGCCCAGGAUCAGCCACUUACCAACGAGUAUCGGAAAAACCAUCAAGGAAGCGACGAAAGGUUAAUUAUGCAGAUGCAGACGGCAGCACUGAGGAUGGUGCGGAGAAGCCAUACACAAACGAUGAUCGAUUGGCGCUGGCAACUCGAGAGGUGAACAAGUUCCCCGUGUUUAAACCCAAGGACAAGGAUGCAGCCUUCCGACAAAAGUUCUCUAUUCCUUUUAUCAAUAAAUCCUCCGACGAAUACAACCCCGGUCGCGUAGCGCCAACCUUGGGCAUGCGGCAGGGCGCGACUUUUGUUGUUAAACCAUUGCAUGACCCCAGCGGGGAGCUUGCGAUUGUACUUUAUGACCCGACCGUUGACGAUAUCGACGAGCCCAAGGAUCCGGCAGCACCAAAGGAAGACGAGGGCCCGAAGAUCGAGGAACCGCUGGAACAUAAGAGCUUGGCAGAUAUUCUUGGGUUGAAAAAGAAAGUGGAAGAGCGACCUAAGGUGCCGGUAGUAAUAGACCCCAGACUGGCAAAGGUUCUCCGGCCACAUCAAGUGGAGGGUGUGAAGUUCAUGUAUCGAUGUACAACCGGAAUGGUCGAUAAGAAUGCCAAUGGUUGCAUUAUGGCGGAUGGUAUGGGGUUGGGUAAAACGCUCCAAUGUAUUGCAUUGAUGUGGACAUUAAUAAAGCAAGACCCGGAGGCUGGCAGAACAACCAUUAAAAAGUGUGUGAUCGCCUGUCCGUCCAGUUUAGUCGGCAACUGGGCAAAUGAAUUGGGAAAAUGGCUUGGAAAAGAUGCGACGACUCCAUUUGCAAUCGACGGGAAAGCUUCCAAGGCCGAGCUCAUGCUUCAGAUUAAGCAAUGGGCAGUCGCAUCAGGCCGUGGAAUCGUUCGACCCGUCCUAAUUGUAUCCUACGAAACGCUCCGCCUUUAUGCUGAUUUACUGAAAGACACACCGAUUGGGCUUCUAUUAUGUGACGAGGGUCACCGACUCAAAAAUAAGGAUAGCUUAACAUGGACGGCCUUGAACAGCCUUAACGUGAGCCGUCGGGUCAUCCUUUCCGGCACACCUAUUCAAAACGACUUAUCGGAGUAUUUUGCUCUACUUCACUUUGCUAACCCCAACCUACUGGGAUCUCAAGCCGAUUUCCGCAAGAGAUUUGAGUUGCCCAUUCUACGUGGCCGAGAUGCUGCAGGUACUGAAGAAGCUCGAAAGCUAGGUGAUGAACGUCUCACAGAACUAUCUGGUAUUGUGAACAAAUUCAUCAUCCGCCGAAGCAACGAACUGUUGUCAAAAUACCUGCCUCUCAAAUAUGAGCACGUUGUGUUUUGUAACAUGGCCCCAUUCCAAUUGACUCUGUACAAUCACUUCAUCCAGAGUCCGGAGAUUCGAAGUCUGCUUCGAGGCAAAGGCAGUCAACCAUUAAAAGCUAUUGGUAUCUUGAAGAAGCUUUGUAAUCACCCAGAUCUUCUGGAUCUUGCAAAGGAUCUUCCAGGGUGUGAGGACGAAUACCCUGAGGAUUACACCCCACCGGAAGCUCGAGGACGCGACAGAGAAGUGAAGAGCUGGUACUCUGGUAAAAUGAUGGUGCUUGAUCGCAUGCUUGCUCGGAUCCGUCAAGAUACCAACGACAAAAUUGUUCUUAUCAGCAAUUACACUCAGACUUUGGAUUUGUUUGAGCGACUUUGCCGGUCGCGUGGGUAUGGAAAUUUGCGGCUGGAUGGCACUAUGCCCAUCAAGAAGAGGCAAAAGCUGGUCGACAAAUUCAACGAUCCUGACGGCCCUGAGUUUGUGUUCCUCCUCAGUAGUAAGGCUGGUGGAUGUGGCCUGAACUUGAUUGGUGCGAACAGACUUGUUUUGUUCGACCCUGAUUGGAAUCCGGCUGCAGAUCAGCAGGCAUUGGCCCGUGUGUGGCGUGACGGACAAAAGAAGGACUGUUUCGUUUAUCGCUUCAUUGCAACUGGAUCUAUUGAGGAGAAGAUCUUCCAGCGCCAGUCGCACAAGCAAUCUCUUUCGUCUUGCGUCGUGGACUCGGCAGAGGAUGUCGAGCGCCAUUUCUCUUUGGAGUCGCUGCGAGAACUUUUCCAGUUCAAACCUGAGACUCGCAGUGAUACACAUGAUACAUUCAAGUGCAAACGAUGCCGACCGGAUGGAACGCAAAUUGUCAAAGCUCCAGCGAUGCUUUAUGGCGAUACAAGCUCAUGGAACCAUUUAGUCAAUACUGGAGAGCAGGGACCGCUUGGCAAAAUUCAAGACUUGCUCAUGCGGCAGGAGGCUGGCGAACGGGAUGUCUCUGCUCUUUUCCAGUAUAUCAGCCAUUGA
Messenger RNA from Penicillium verhagenii, 2412 nucleotides. RefSeq names its product DNA-dependent ATPase RAD54. Gene Ontology annotation, biological process: double-strand break repair via synthesis-dependent strand annealing; reciprocal meiotic recombination. Gene Ontology annotation, molecular function: ATP-dependent chromatin remodeler activity; hydrolase activity, acting on acid anhydrides; ATP binding. The transcript is spliced from 4 exons. NCBI's taxonomy places the organism in Eukaryota, Fungi, Ascomycota, Eurotiomycetes, Eurotiales, Aspergillaceae. The annotation marks the transcript as partial. Gene Ontology annotation, cellular component: nucleus. The record is from RefSeq and is a predicted model, not a curated record.